This is a messenger RNA of Verticillium dahliae VdLs.17, 1305 nucleotides long. RefSeq lists its product as uncharacterized. NCBI's taxonomy places the organism in Eukaryota, Fungi, Ascomycota, Sordariomycetes, Glomerellales, Plectosphaerellaceae. Bases 1 to 1305 code for a protein of 434 amino acids. Gene Ontology annotation, biological process: regulation of DNA-templated transcription. Gene Ontology annotation, molecular function: zinc ion binding; DNA-binding transcription factor activity, RNA polymerase II-specific. The transcript is spliced from 3 exons. The record is from RefSeq and is a predicted model, not a curated record.
AUGGCAUACCAAUACCCGCCUCCGCAAGUGUCUACGCAUGCUGCGCAGGCCAACAUGCCACCCGUAGGAUACGGCUCCGACUACCGAGAUGGACCACCGAGCAGCAAUAGUGCUUCUAUGGAAAUUCGUUCAACUGACGGAGGAGUGCGGAAAAACUCGUUUCCACUUGCUAGUCAAAGAUUAAAGCAUUCUACAUCUACGCCUGACGUUACGCCGCUGCAGAGCAGCACGACAGACGCGUCUCAGCUCGCUCUUGCUGCGGACAAGCGGAGGAACAAGCUGGGUUACCAUCGAACCUCGGUGGCUUGUGGUCACUGUCGACGACGGAAGAUCCGUUGUAUCCCAUCCACAUCUGAUGCCCAAGGCCGCUGCGUCAACUGUAUUCGACUGAAGAAGGAAUGCAGCUUCUUUCCCGUCGACCAGCAGCCGACCGCCGAUACUAGGCCCAAAGCACCUUCACGAGCGUCCACCAGCUCCAAGAUGGACUCCGCGUCUCCCUCACCCGCAUUGGCUCCACGACACGCUCCUGAAGGAUUAUCUACGGGUCUGCAAUACUCGCCAUUAGAUGUACCUGGAGCACAGAAUGUUGCACCACAGUUGGGUAUGAAGAUUACCGACGCUGAAGGGUAUUCGUCGGAGUCGAAAUUGCCAUCGAGUGCUAGCUCUCGACACUUUGAUAUGGGUGGACCGCAAAUGCAGAACUGGAUGGCUGCUGAGGGAAGUCCUAACCCCGCCACAAGACCGCUUGACUCGAACGCGUCCUGGAGAGCCUACGCAGGCACCGAUUCUCCCAUUACACCGUCCUUCUCGCCAUACACUCCGAAUGCACCAAACCCACCAGCAGGCUGGGCGUCAGCGUCAAACUCCGAACACGGCGUUCGGGAAGACAUACCCUGGACGGCCUACGCUCCCGCUCCACCUCGAGCUGUGUCGUAUAGCAGCGAAAGUCACGUCUCCCCGCCGUACCAGUCGAUACAGCAACAUGGACGGCCAUUCGAAAGAACGGGACACAACGUGCCUGCUGACAUGUACCCUCAGUCUGUACAGACGAACGUUACUGUUGCCAGAAGUGGUCCGGCUCCCACCAUGACGCAAAGAGGCUCGGUUCCUGGCGGUGUUCUGCCAUCAAACAACUACGGGUCGUGGCAACAGCAGUAUCAGUUUUCGAGACCGUCUGGAGAAGGCUACGGGAAUUGGGCGUACGACGACCAAGGCUCGCACCCAUCUGUUGAUCCAAGUGAGCAGAUACCAACAUCGAACGACCACCCUGCGCAACCCGUUGGCAUGUAUUACUCGGGUCGGUAG